CAUUCGUCUACGUGUAAGAUCACAGAUACAGAUCUCCAGGACAUGUUCAUAACAUUGACUGGCCUGUUGACUGACCCAAUAUGUCUAGCAAACGACGUGACUGCACAAGAGGCUGUGAGGAAAUUAGCAAAGCUUCAAACCGACGUUCUGAAGCUAACAACGGAGGAAAUUGUUGAAUUGUUGGAGGCUGCACAAAACGUACUGAAAAAGAUUGAAAAUAUAACUGAGACGGCGAUUGAUGAGAUCAGGAUUUACAUGGAAAACUGUAGGAAGGACAUUGACACAUCUAAACAGGAACUUAGUGAACACACAGGCAAAUGUAUACAGGAAUUUGACGAAAAUCGUCGGAAGUUUAUAGAAUCUAGCUACGAGCAAUCUUGCAAAGAUUUUCAGCGACGUUUGAUGGCACACUACAAUGACACUUCUAGCUGGGUGCCUCUUUCAAAUUUGGAUCAGAGUCUUGAUAAGCGAAUAACAGAUAUAUAUUCAACGCCAAAAAUACACCGAAUUGAAAUCGAAAAAGAUCGCUGGCAUACAAACACAUAUUUUACACAGGUGUUAUAUCAAAUCGGCGUAUAUACCUACAAGGUGAACCUGGCAGCGAUACAGCAGGCUCGUUCAGAUCCGAAUUUCCGGUCUGCAUUUUCCUUAACAACGCAGAUUCAGCCCAAGCUGCAGAAACUCCUCCAGAACUGCCCUGCAUAG
Dreissena polymorpha is the source of this 705-nucleotide messenger RNA. RefSeq lists its product as uncharacterized. The coding region runs from base 43 to 705 and encodes 220 amino acids. The record is from RefSeq and is a predicted model, not a curated record. The transcript is spliced from 4 exons. NCBI's taxonomy places the organism in Eukaryota, Metazoa, Mollusca, Bivalvia, Myida, Dreissenidae.